AUGGGAAACAGUAACCUAAUAGAAGAACGAAGCUGGGUAGGGCCGACGGGAGCUGGGUUAAGGCGGCCGAGAGCUGGGUCGAGGCCGCCGGGAGCACGCGUCGUGUCGCGGCGGGGUGAGCUAGGUCGAGAUGUGUGGAGCUUGUCGAGGCCGCCGGGAGCAGGCGUUGUGUCGCGGCGGGGUGAGCUGGGUCGAGAUGUGUGGAGCUCGGUUCCAGGCGAUGGCAGGAGAGCGUCGUCGCUGUGCGCGAGAGGCGCCGAUCGAUGCCGGCGGAAGGAGGAAAUUUUGGAGGACGCACGAGAGACGGAGGAGAUCUGGGCUGCUUGCUUUGCUGCAUCGGUUGACUCGACGGAAAGGAAGGGCGGAAUCGGAUUUAGGGUUACAAAUCCCAAUCUCCAAACUGUCGUCGUUCCAUCACUAGCCGGUAACCGGAUAAAUCCGGUCAGACCCCGGUUUUGA
Linum trigynum is the source of this 459-nucleotide messenger RNA. Lineage: Eukaryota; Viridiplantae; Streptophyta; Magnoliopsida; Malpighiales; Linaceae. The record is from the annotation of a GenBank genome assembly.